This is a messenger RNA of Neoarius graeffei (lesser salmon catfish), 705 nucleotides long. RefSeq lists its product as uncharacterized. Lineage: Eukaryota; Metazoa; Chordata; Actinopteri; Siluriformes; Ariidae. The transcript is spliced from 3 exons. The record is from RefSeq and is a predicted model, not a curated record. Bases 13 to 705 code for a protein of 230 amino acids.
UUGAGCAUCUCAAUGGAUGGCCCCAAUGUAAACUGGAAGUUUUUAGAAAUGAUGCAAGACCAGCAAAAAGAUCAAUUCAGCAAACAGUUGUUAGUGGUUGGCAACUGUGGACUCCAUACCAUGCACAAUGCAUUCAAGGCUUGUUUCAGUGCAUGGUCAUUGGAGAAGGUGCUAAGUAGUAUGUAUAGACUAUUCAAAGAUGCACCUGCAAGACGGGAAGAUUACAUGACUGUUAAUGGUCUUACAACUGGGGCAGAUUCAAACUUUCCACUUAAGUUUUGUGGCCACAGAUGGUUAGAAAAUGAGCCGGUCCUCACAAGAGCACUUGAAGUUUGGGACAGAGUUAUCAAGUAUGUAGAGGCAGUUGUUGCUAAGAAAGUAUCUCAUCCAAACAACACUUCAUUUGAUGUUCUCCUCAAUGCAAGAAAAGACAAGCUCAUAAAGGCUAAAUUCCAGUUCUUCUUGGCUGUGUCAAUGGCAGUGACUCCAUUCCUGACCAAGUACCAGUCUGAUCAACCUCUCCUUCCUUUCCUGGUCAUAGAUUUGAAGAAAUUGCUGAAGGGUUUGCUCAGGAGGUUUAUCAAGAAAGAACAGCUUGCAAUCCACGACUCUGCUGAAAAAUUGGUGAAAAUCAAAGUCUCGGACAAGGAUAUCACCUGCAUCACAGUCAUGUGGAUGUUGGCUUUGCUGCAGAUGCAACCUUGA